ACCCAAUACAAGCUGAUGCAUCUACAAUCUAUGAGAUUUGGGAUUUUCCCCUAUGAAAGUAUAAAGCGAAGAAAUUCUAUAGAAAAUUAUAUAAUUAAUGAAGAAUAUUUGAAGACUGGUACUUUUUUCAUAAAGAAACCAAAAUUACAAAAUGUUGAUUGCAAUCGUAAUCAACGUUGCUUUGAAAAGAAUAUUAUUUUUAACAUAUUUAAGAAUUGUAAUACAAAAGAAUAUACCAAUCAUGUAAAUCCAAGUUCAGUUAAAACUACAGUCAACGCAGAACAAACAUUGUCGACAAAACAAGGAAAUAGCAUAGAAAAAAAAACAGAUUUUAUAGAAGAUUAUAAUUGUUCUCUUUUUGAAUGGUCUGAUUGGAGUUAUCAUACAAAUGAAGUGAAAUAUAAUGAAGUAGAAAAGCACACUUCUCUAUCCAAAUUGAAUAAGAAAAAUGAAAGUAUUGAGAAAUAUUAUAAAGUUUUUGACUUUCUUCCGCAAAAGUUAAAUAAUCUUGCACAAUUUAGAUCAAUUAAAUUAAUAAAAACACCUUCGUUCGAUAACAUUGAUACAAGCAUAUUUUUUAACGAAUUAACAUGUAAUUAUGAAGAAAAUAGAAAACAACCUCAAGAUAUAGAUAUACAUCCAUGCGCAUUUACACAACAUUUCUGUGAAUUUAAAUUACAAAGGACUGCAUUAGAAUUUACAAAGGUAUUAAAUCAAGUUAAUAAUCAAUUAAUAGCAGCUUUAAUGAUUUAUGAUAAUGUAGAAUUAUUGCUAAUGAUGGAUCAACAUGCUGUUCAUGAAAGAAUAAGAUAUGAAAAUUUACUUAAUGGUUACAGAACAUCUGAUCAUAACAAUUUCCUAACAAAAAAAUUGCCAAUUCCGAUAAGAAUAGAAGUGAAAAUGCAUAUGUGUACACUAUUUCUCUCGAACAAAAAGUCAUUAGAUAAAUAUGGAAUCAAAUUAACUGCAAUUAAUGAAAAUACUUUAAGCAUAUACAGUAUACCAAAAUGUUUUACAACUAAUAAACAUUAUUACAAUGACGUAAAAUUAAUAACUACAAUCCAGAAUUUGCUAAAUGAAAUUGCGGAUAAUAUUACGAAUGGAAAUGGUAUAAAUAUUUUACCUUUAUCUAUUCACAAUGCUGUAUCAAUGGAAGCAUGUCAUGGUAUUUAUUAUUUGUACAAAUUGGUAAUCUUAGAAAAAGUGGCCUAAAAAAUGUAAUGUGUAUAAAUUAUUCUAUGUUAUAUCUCCUUAGGUGCCAUAAAAUUUGGUCAAUCGUUAUCUGUACAAGAAUGCAUAGAACUUUUCAAUGAUUUAAAAACUACAAAAUCUCCAACUCGAUGUGCACAUGGAAGACCUUCGAUAAUACCUAUAAUAGAACUUUCAGAAUUAAGAAGAAGGUAUUAUAAAAAUAUGAAG
Molecule: messenger RNA, 1419 nt
Organism: Polistes canadensis
Lineage: Eukaryota; Metazoa; Arthropoda; Insecta; Hymenoptera; Vespidae
Product: DNA mismatch repair protein Mlh3-like
Exons: 5
Coding region: 16-1212 (398 amino acids)
Biological process (GO): mismatch repair
Molecular function (GO): ATP binding
Source: RefSeq, a predicted model, not a curated record